Messenger RNA from Charadrius vociferus (killdeer), 1471 nucleotides. RefSeq names its product phosphoribosyl pyrophosphate synthetase-associated protein 1 (gene PRPSAP1). The record is from RefSeq and is a predicted model, not a curated record. Gene Ontology annotation, cellular component: ribose phosphate diphosphokinase complex; cytoplasm. NCBI's taxonomy places the organism in Eukaryota, Metazoa, Chordata, Aves, Charadriiformes, Charadriidae. Bases 1 to 1152 code for a protein of 383 amino acids. The transcript is spliced from 10 exons. Gene Ontology annotation, biological process: 5-phosphoribose 1-diphosphate biosynthetic process; purine nucleotide biosynthetic process. Gene Ontology annotation, molecular function: magnesium ion binding; ribose phosphate diphosphokinase activity.
AUGCCACGGAAGCUGUUGUUGCCUUAUAAAUCUGUUUUUUCUCACUUUCGAGCUCCACGGGGGUUGCAUGACUCUUUGGCGAUGAACGCAGCCAGAAGUGGCUACCGGGUCUUCUCGGCCAACUCCACGGCGGCCUGCACCGAGCUGGCAAAGAGGAUCACGGAGCGCCUCGGUGCUGAGCUGGGGAAAUCUGUGGUGUACCAAGAAACCAAUGGAGAAACAAGAGUUGAAAUAAAAGAAUCUGUCCGGGGACAGGAUAUCUUCAUUAUACAGACAAUCCCCAGGGAUGUGAAUACUGCUGUCAUGGAGCUGCUGAUAAUGGCGUAUGCCCUGAAGACUUCCUGUGCCAGGAACAUCAUUGGGGUCAUCCCUUACUUCCCCUACAGCAAACAGAGCAAAAUGAGGAAGAGGGGCUCUAUAGUCUGCAAGCUGCUGGCUUCGAUGCUCGCCAAGGCAGGCUUAACACACAUUAUCACUAUGGACCUUCAUCAAAAGGAAAUUCAAGGCUUCUUCAGCUUCCCAGUAGACAACCUGAGAGCAUCCCCUUUCUUGCUUCAGUAUAUACAGGAAGAAAUUCCAGAUUACAGAAACGCAGUUAUUGUAGCCAAAUCUCCCGAUGCAGCUAAAAGGGCUCAGUCUUACGCUGAGAGACUACGGCUGGGACUAGCAGUGAUCCAUGGAGAGGCUCAGUGUACAGAGCAGGACAUGGAUGAUGGACGUCACUCCCCUCCGAUGGUCAAAAAUGCAACUGUGCAUCCCGGUCUGGAGCUGCCGUUGAUGAUGGCCAAGGAGAAACCACCAAUAACUGUGGUUGGAGACGUUGGAGGAAGAAUUGCCAUCAUUGUGGAUGACAUCAUUGAUGAUGUGGAAAGCUUUGUAGCUGCUGCAGAGAUCCUGAAAGAGCGUGGAGCCUACAAGAUUUUUGUGAUGGCUACUCACGGGCUCCUGUCAGCAGAUGCCCCCCGUCUCAUAGAGGAAUCCUCCAUCGAUGAGGUGGUAGUAACCAACACAGUUCCUCACGAGGUGCAGAAGCUGCAGUGCCCCAAGAUAAAGACUGUGGAUAUCAGUUUGAUUCUUUCUGAAGCCAUCCGACGAAUCCACAACGGUGAAUCCAUGGCCUAUCUCUUUCGCAACAUCACGGUUGAUGACUAGACCUGGCUUCCACAAGAGAAGGAAAUGUGCAUGAAAAGGCAAUACCAUAAAUUAUAGGCAUAACACAACUGUUUAUUCUUGUAGGAGCGUGAAGGUUUUCAGGGUCUUGAGCCAUGAGAUCUAAUGGAAAAUAUCAACCUGACCAGCACUUUACAGGUGUAUAGAAGAGGCCACUGGCAAUGGGGAGGAUUGCAUCAUAAUUGAGAGAGGGAGAAAUGAGACGGUGUUGAAUUUUUAAGUUCCUUUAAUUGUUGGUUUUUUGUUGUUGUUUGUUUUUUUUUUUAGUGUGUUAUCUCUUGCCCUAUAGAGGGGGAAAGAA